ACAUCAGUGCGUUGCUUAUCCUGAUGACUGUCUGUGUAACACAAUAUUUGUCAUUUCCUUGGGAUUUGUAACAUCACUAUUCUGGGAGCGUUAUCCAAAUCCAUAUGCGAAACAUGUCUUAUCUGAAGACGUGUUGGAAAGGAGAUUUCUACCAGAUGGGAAGUUGUAUACUAAACGGUUAGUAAUUAAGAUCUCGAAAAGAAUUCCAAAAUUCAUGCUGAGAUUUAUCCCAAAAGGCCAGGUUCUAGUUGUUGAGGAGUCUAUCAUUGAUGUUAAGGCCAAACGAAUAGAUGUGGUUUCGGAAAACUUUGGUUCUAGUAAAAAAUACUUGUCUGUCAAAGAGUAUUGUUCAUUGGUGCCAUCAGAAGAUGAUCAUUCUGCAACACAGUUUGCAAGAAUACUUAUACCGGGAUUUAGCUUAAAAGGUUUUUUACGCUCAGCUGUUAUGAAAGCAGCUCACUCUUACUACAACUCCUCAUCUAAAGAUACAUAUAUGGGAUACAUGCAUAUCUGUAAAAUGUACAGUAACACUUGCCAUUCCCAAAAAUCAAAUCUGCAAGCAAACGAUGUACCUAGAAGUUCAGUACGGGUUGGUAGUACGCCUGAAUUCACUUCAUCCAAACUACCUUAGGUGGUCGUGGCCGAUUCUGGAUCGAAUAAAUGAUUUGAAAAGGAGACAAAAUCAGCUAUCAUUUUAAUUUUUCUUAUCUUUAGUCGCAGUUUCCCAAUUAUAGGAUAAAUUGCUUCUCUUUGGCGCUUUUGAGAUGUAUGAUAGACACGUUAGUUUCAUUGUUUGUAAACACCAAUGUUUUCUACUAUUGGACUACCUAAUAUUCUAGAGGAUUCAACAAUAAACCUAAUAUUA
Heterobilharzia americana is the source of this 865-nucleotide messenger RNA. NCBI's taxonomy places the organism in Eukaryota, Metazoa, Platyhelminthes, Trematoda, Strigeidida, Schistosomatidae. The record is from the annotation of a GenBank genome assembly.